This is a messenger RNA of Limanda limanda (common dab), 2339 nucleotides long. It is a transcript of the gene slc29a3, whose product is annotated as solute carrier family 29 member 3. The transcript has 7 exons. Gene Ontology annotation, cellular component: Golgi apparatus; plasma membrane. Bases 330 to 1754 code for a protein of 474 amino acids. The record is from RefSeq and is a predicted model, not a curated record. NCBI's taxonomy places the organism in Eukaryota, Metazoa, Chordata, Actinopteri, Pleuronectiformes, Pleuronectidae. Gene Ontology annotation, biological process: nucleoside transmembrane transport. Gene Ontology annotation, molecular function: nucleoside transmembrane transporter activity.
GAGUCAGCUGACCGUAAAAUAGAGUCAGGUCGUGAAAUGGAUUUAAAAGUCAGAGUAAGUCUUCACGAAAAGACAGAAACAACAGACACGUCCCCCCCAACACACAGCGCCGAAGGAUCUGAACAUCUGGACUGAUCUCUACCAGCUGCAGUUUGGGAAUAUUUCCAGACUAUGGCUUCAGAACAACCACUGUCUGCUCUGGACAAGCACAAGUAAACGUCUCUGUUUAACACUUCCUGUCUGGUCUCCUGUUCUUCUCACUACCUCAAAAGUCCCUGUUCUCUCUCAUCUUUACUUUCCGAGUCUCCUGUAUCCUUCUAUCUGUAAAAAUGGACGUCCCAGAGCCGGUGCAGCCCAGUCUCAACUCCUCCUAUGUUCCGACUGCUCUCGGAAACCACAACAUAUCUGAGGACGAGGACCACGAGGACCAGAGUCCCUCUGCGUCCCUCCUGCCCAAACCUUUGUCAGUGCCUCUGGCCGUGCGCUACAGUCCCGAGGACUCCUAUUGUCUCGUGUACAUGAUCUUCUUUCUGAUGGGCAUCGGCUCCCUGCUGCCCUGGAACUUCUUCAUAACAGCCAAACACUACUGGAUCUACAAACUGAGUAACAACACUAAUCCCAGCAACAGUGAGGAUCAACAUUCACAUCUCAGUGACUACUUCGAAAGUUAUCUGGUUAUUGCCUCCACGAUUCCUUCUGUGCUGUCCCUGGUUCUCAACUAUAUCCUAGUUAACAGGUUGUCUUCGAAUGUCCGGAUCCUUGCGUCUCUCUUUGUGAUCCUGGUGGUGUUUGUGGUGACCACGGUGCUGGUGAAGGUGGACGUGUCAGACAGCAGGAUGGAGUUCUUUGUCGGGACUCUCGUCAGUGUGGCUGUUGUCAGUGGGGCCUCCAACCUCUUCUCUGGCAGCGUGUUUGGCAUCAGUGGACAUUUCCCCAUGAGGAUCUCUCAGGCUCUUAUAUCAGGCCAGGCUAUGGGCGGCACGCUGAGUGCAGUAGCAGCAGUAAUGGACCUGGCGCUCACGAAGGACGUGACAGACAGCGCUCUGGCCUAUUUCCUGACAGCCGACUUCUUCAUUCUGCUCUGUAUCAUCACAUAUCUGCUGCUGCCAAAACUGGCAUAUUCAAGACACUACAUGCUGGCAGCAACAUGCACCAGUGCAGGAGUGAUGACAGAAGAUGGAAGUGACGGCACAGGGAGCAGAGUCUCUACCCCCCCACUGCGUCCCAUCCUGAGGAAGACGUGGGUGCUGGGCUUCAGUGUCUUCUGCGUCUUCUGCGUCUCUAUAACGGUGUUCCCUGCAGUAUCCUCAGGGAUCCAGUCUGUCAACAAGGACAGCGGCAGCCCCUGGACAACCACUUACUUUGUGCCCCUCACCAGCUUCCUCCUGUACAAUCUAGCAGACUUCUGCGGCAGGCAGGCCACGGCCUGGCUGCAGGUCCCAGGCCCCACCAGCCGAGUCCUGCCGGUGCUGGUGAUGUGUCGCACCAUCAUGGUCCCACUUCUCAUUUUCUGUAACUACCAGCCAAGGGACCACAUUCACACAGUGCUAUUCAGACAUGAUGCUUUUCCUGUGCUGUUUAAUUGCAUGUUAGGCCUCUCCAAUGGCUACUUAGGCACUCUACCAAUGAUCUAUGGACCAAAGGUGGUCCCUCGGGAGCUGGCAGAGGCCACAGGAGUGGUCAUGUCCUUCUUCCUAACUCUGGGACUGGCGGUUGGAUCUGCAUUCUCCGUGCUCAUCGUGCACUCCAUCUGAUCAGGCUGUGAGGCAAUAGCCCCGUCAUGUACAGUGGUAUAAUGGAGCAGGACGGAUGAGGUAGAUGGCCCAGUGCUGAUGAAACACCAGGGCUUCAAAGCAAAGCACACCAGUACAGCUAGGUGUGUUAUGAGGAAAAACUGACAUGCUUCUCAUUGUCCCUCUGGUCUAAAAAGCCUUAACUCCUUCAUACCUCACAUUAAAAGUACUGAGUUUACACUGAUGUGGCUCAUUAUGAACAAGAGGGGGAAAUGGCUCCUGAAGCGAGAGUUGCAAUCUAUGCAGUCCAUAAGGGACAAUUUAUUAAACAAACAUUUUAUAUGAAAUUUCAUAUUGGAAAAUGCAUGUUGUACAGAUAUUUCCGGGCGAUAUAGAUGUUGUGAAGGGGGUGUUCAACUUAAAUGAACAAACUUGCCAGUGGUAAGAAACACCACAUCUUUCUGAGGGACAGAGGUGGGAAAAUGUGUCUUAAGUGUGCUCAAUGAACCGGAUGUUGAUUUGUCUGUAACUGAACCACACGUGAUAAACUGAACAUUUCCAAUAACUUGUGGAUUGACUUUAUAAACGGAACAGUUCAAACAUGAA